Messenger RNA from Hyla sarda, 1609 nucleotides. Its product is annotated as tubulin alpha-1 chain-like. The transcript is spliced from 5 exons. NCBI's taxonomy places the organism in Eukaryota, Metazoa, Chordata, Amphibia, Anura, Hylidae. Gene Ontology annotation, biological process: mitotic cell cycle; microtubule cytoskeleton organization. Gene Ontology annotation, molecular function: structural constituent of cytoskeleton; GTP binding. The coding region runs from base 174 to 1523 and encodes 449 amino acids. The record is from RefSeq and is a predicted model, not a curated record. Gene Ontology annotation, cellular component: cytoplasm; microtubule.
ACAGCUGCUAUAAAAGCGACUGUUGGCGGAGAAUUAACAGUUGCUGUGUUGGCGGAGACCCGUAGCCCGUCUAUUGUCAACGGAGCCGGACCGGUUGUGUCUUCUCUAGAACCUUCCUUUUCGUUUGUCUGUUCCUUUCUUUGUUGUUGUGCGGACUCUGACAAAUCACAAUCAUGCGUGAAUGCAUUUCUAUCCAUGUGGGCCAGGCUGGAGUUCAGAUUGGAAAUGCCUGCUGGGAGCUGUACUGCCUGGAGCAUGGUAUUCAACCUGAUGGGCAAAUGCCAAGUGACAAAACAAUUGGUGGAGGAGACGACUCUUUCAAUACGUUCUUUAGUGAGACGGGAGCUGGAAAACAUGUCCCAAGAGCAGUCUUUGUUGAUCUUGAAUCAGCUGUAAUAGAUGAGGUUCGAUCUGGAACUUACCGUCAGCUCUUCCACCCUGAGCAACUUAUUACGGGCAAGGAGGAUGCUGCUAACAACUAUGCUCGUGGGCACUACACAGUUGGAAAGGAAAUCAUAGACUUGGUGUUGGAAAGAGUGAGAAAAUUGGCUGAUCAGUGUACAGGUCUUCAGGGUUUCUUGAUCUUCCACAGCUUUGGUGGCGGUACAGGCUCAGGUUUCACUUCAUUACUCAUGGAGAGACUCUCUGUGGAUUAUGGCAAAAAAUCUAAAUUGGAGUUUGCUAUCUACCCCGCCCCUCAGGUGUCCACUGCUGUAGUAGAGCCAUACAACUCCAUCCUGACAACCCAUACAACACUGGAGCAUUCAGACUGUGCCUUUAUGGUUGAUAAUGAAGCAAUCUAUGAUAUAUGCAGACGGAAUCUAGACAUUGAGCGUCCGACUUACACCAACCUGAAUCGUCUGAUAGGCCAGAUUGUGUCUUCUAUUACAGCCUCUUUGCGUUUCGAUGGAGCACUCAAUGUGGAUUUGACAGAAUUCCAAACCAACCUGGUCCCAUAUCCCCGUAUUCACUUUCCUCUGGUUACUUACUCUCCUAUUAUUUCUGCUGAAAAGGCUUACCAUGAGCAGCUUUCUGUUUCAGAAAUAACAAAUGCUUGCUUUGAGCCAUCAAAUCAAAUGGUGAAAUGUGAUCCAAGACAUGGUAAAUACAUGGCAUGUUGCAUGUUGUACCGUGGAGAUGUGGUACCUAAAGAUGUGAAUGCGGCUAUCGCUGCUAUCAAGACAAAGCGCAGUAUCCAGUUUGUGGAUUGGUGUCCAACAGGUUUUAAGGUGGGAAUAAACUAUCAACCUCCUACUGUGGUCCCUGGGGGUGACUUGGCAAAGGUACAAAGAGCAGUUUGUAUGCUGAGUAAUACCACAGCUAUAGCAGAAGCCUGGGCACGUCUAGAUCACAAGUUUGACCUGAUGUAUGCAAAGCGUGCUUUUGUGCAUUGGUAUGUGGGAGAAGGCAUGGAAGAGGGAGAGUUCUCUGAGGCACGUGAGGAUCUGGCUGCCUUAGAGAAGGAUUAUGAAGAGGUUGGCACAGACUCUGUAGAGGGAGAGGAUGAUGGAGAAGAGUACUAGUGUCAAUGGCAGGAGCCCAUUUCAAAUGGUAUGUUCAUAUUCCUGUCCGGCUGCUUAAAAUAAAGGAUUUUACUGUUGGAACUAUG